Pocillopora meandrina is the source of this 14784-nucleotide messenger RNA. The record is from the annotation of a GenBank genome assembly. Lineage: Eukaryota; Metazoa; Cnidaria; Anthozoa; Scleractinia; Pocilloporidae.
AUGAGUAGUUCACUGAUUUUCGUUUCUGGUUUUCCAGAUGGAACGAGCGAAAUAGCGCUAAUGAUAUACUUCCAAUCGGUGCGAGAAUCUGGAGGAGGAGAUGUCGAAAGCAUCGAAAUCGAUCGCAGAACAGCCAGAAUCACCUUCACAGAAGCGCAAGGUAGAUUGUUUGAGUUACAUUUGGCAGCGUUUUAAUUAAUAAUCUUUCGAUAUUCUCACUUCGUCAGUGGUUUAAAUCUUACCUUUAAGCGCAAAGUGACCGAAGAUGACGGAAACAAAAAUUGCUUAUAAAAGCUCAGAUACGAAACCGAAACUAAAUUUCCUGUUUUAUGUUCUACUCAACGCCGGUUAAGGCCAAUAUGAAAAGUGCAUUCGCUUUGCACACUAUUCUGUUUGCAUUGAGCUUUGGGAAGAAGACCUGGCAUAAUCCUUUAAAAGGUUGGCGAGGAGAAAGGCUUUGCGAAGAUUCCUAAAUUUAAAUGAAUUUCGCGAGGAGUUCACGCGCUCGCUGUACAGUAUUGCCUUAUUUAUGACUACCUUUUGGUAUAUAACUUUGCCCGAUAACACACGCAAUAGUAGCUUCCAAUCUUAAAAAAGGAUAUAAUUUUCACAUCAAGACAAUGCCUUGUGGGUUUUAUGUAACCUGAUGCAACCUUUUAUCGAAGUAGGUAAUCAAUGCAGUAUAUUAUUUAUAGGCAAUCAAAACAAAAUAUGCCAUUCAAAGCAAGAACACUUGUUAUAUGAAAUACUAUCGUUUCAAGGAAUACCACAAAAAUAAACUUCAUCGUGUAAAAACUGCUUUAUUAACUAUCAUCCAACUACACUAAGUAGAGUAAAAAUAGGGUGCAAAUCGAGUGUAAAAUAUCAAGCGAUAUUCGGUCAGUUUGUCAUUUUGCAUUGUGAAAAAAAAAACGUGUUUGACCGGUCGGCUACGUGCGUGCUACGCUUCUCUAUCUACUUCGCUUUUCCCACUUGAAUUUUGACUCGCCUUGCAGUCAGUUUCAUGAUGAACUUAGCCACGUGUGUUUCCUGUUGCUUCACUCGUGUUGUGAAAUAACUGUAGUACAUCACCGUAUAAGUACUAUCCCUCAUCGGUGGAGAAGUACGGGCUCAUCCAAAUACGGCACCAUUCGUAAAAAUGGUCAGCGAUACUACAUACUAAAACGUGCAAUAUAAUAUAUAUAGCUCAGGCGUACUCAGUCCGCUGAUUUCUAAAAUCUAUUUCAGAACCAAUUAAAAUAAGGCCACAACGACAAGUCCUAUCGUAUAAUGACAUUCACAUGACGUGCAACCUAACAACUGGGUUUUUUUAUUAUUAUUUGGAACUGAAAAAGUCGCAGAUAGAGUGUUGAGCCUACCCCAUACUUUAAAUAUUUCAAUAUUCAAUGAAUACUGCAACGUUCGCCACACAAAAUAUUUAGUAAAGAGGAUUAGAUAUUAUAUUUCAACAUAGAAAGAAGGGUAUCAUUUUCUGCCCUUAGCUAUAAGGUAAACCAAACACAAUAGCUAAAGAAGCGUGCAGAUCUUCCUUGAUUUCAAAACCAAAGGCGUCUCAGGGUUUUCACGAGAAUUUUUCUUUUAUGGGAUUGUAAUGACCUUCACAAGACGUGCACCCUAACAACUAAUGUUUUUUGUAUUUACAACUGACCUAGUCGCAGAGAGAGUGUUUAACCGAACCCACACUUUUAAGAACCAUACGCUUCAAAUUACUCGCAUGCCCCAACAUGAAGGAAGAUCUUCCAGACUGGAGGAAAAGAGGAGAGCUUCAUUGAAUGAGGUGAGUCCAAUUUUGUAGAAUGUGCAUGUUCCCUGCGGUGGAGGGAUGAAAGUUGGUGUCCGGGAGUAGACGUGCAGGCUGUAAGCGGUGGACCCACUUUGAUUUAAAAAUAGGGGAGAUCAUGGCUUCCUUGAUACAUAAUGAGGUGAGCAUGCUCACUUCAUUAUGUACCAGCUUAUUAAAUCAGAUCAUACCCCAAAAUACGCUAGCACUGCGUAGUAUUAACGAAAUGUUUUAAGUUUAUUUUCGCGUUUCUUUACAUUUUUGUAUUCAGGAAACCACAAUUAAGGGCUAGUGCUGAUUGGUGCACAAGAAUGCAAUGGAUUUCUUCUUGUGUUUUGCUUACGCUGAUAAACAGCAACCUAAAAUAAUAUAUUAGCUGUUAUGAGUGCUAUAGCUCAUAGGGGUGGAAGUUCCCAGCCCUCUGUCAAGCAGCCAUUACUUUUCUCUUUUUAACAGUUUGAAAAUCAAGACACUUGUCGAAACAAUAGCAGACAGCGAAAUAGCAGUACAGAAGAACCUCCUUCCUCUCAGGAGUCAGCCUCUGCAGCAUCAGUCCAGAAUGGAUCUCCAAUUCCCGAGCGAUGCAUAAUCGAAGUAACUGGUUUGCCAGAUGGUGCAUCUGAGGAUUUGGUAACAAACUACUUUGAAAACGCCAAACGCUCUAAAGGGGGUCCUGUGUCUUCCGUAGUCAUGACACCCAAACUCCGGAAGUGUCUGGUCACCUUUGAAUCUCCUGAUGGUAAGAGCGAAUGAUAAUAAACUCCCAUCAUUUCAUUUUAAUAGUUUGUUCCAAAAAAAGUGUUCGUAAAUGCUUAAAUUCAACUUUUUUAGAUGCAGAGAGGACGAUAAAUCAUUCAUCUCACGUUUUGAGCGGAGAAAAACUACAAGUCUCGCUGUUUAUAGAGGAGGAUGAAAGUGCCGUCGAAUUCGAUGAAAACAAAGGAGAAGACGAAGACCUGGACAAGGAAGGGGGCAUCACCAUCAUUGUUAGCGGCAUCCUGUCUUCUACCUCAGAAGAUACAGUGAUUUUUUACUUUGAGAAUUCUAGACGAUCAGGAGGAGGCGAUGUCUUCGAUGUCCAUUACAACGAUAAAGGGGAAGCAGUGAUAACUUUCUCUGAGGUGAAAGGUACAUAAUACUUUCCCUUAAGUCUUUAAGGUGACAGAGUUAUUGAUAAGUUCAGGUCUUUCUUGAGAAAAAGUAGACGAGUUAAAAGCUAAUGCAUGAGGUAUAAUUCAGGUAAAUCUCACGGUGGUUUUUUGUCAGGAGACGAGAGGUUCUUCAUCGUCUCUGACGUUGCAAUUACAGCAGUUACCGAAAUACUCAACUUGAUUUCUCGAACGAUUAAAUUGCAAGUUUCCUUUGGUUAUCAACCUGUCACUUACUAUCAUUUUAUGUAUCAGUUGCGAUCGAAUUUCUUUCGCCUCUGAAAUUGGCUAAGUCCUCGACAAGUGGCUUCACAAUUAGUCAGUCAGUUUGGUAGCUGCGCCAAGCCUAGUCCACUUGCGUCUAAGCUAGAUAGAUUACCCCCCACUUUACUUUUGAAGAUUACCGUGUUGAUAGCAUUCCGUUUACUCUGAAUUACCUAUACUUACCCAGUCUUAUCUGACAGCUUUUUUAAAAACUAGCGUAAAAAGGUAAGGUGGAUAUACUAGUGGUAUAACAGUAAGCUCCAAUCCUUUCACUUUUGUUGAGCUGCGUGGAUGGGAGAGACUGGUGUACUCCUUCUAACGAGAAUGUUCAAAUUCGCAUGCUCACAAAUCCACAACACAAGUCAAGAAAGCAAGUAGAAAACGUUCUUAACGUAAAAGUUUCACGUAAAUCUUUUGAUUACAUUAAAAUUUUAAAUAAUAAUGUUUAUUACAGACCUGCAGCGCCUUCUCGAGAAGCCACACAAAAUUGACGACCGAAUAAUAACAGUGGUGCGACAACCUCCUCCGAAAAAAGUGCCUCUUGAUCCACUGAGACUUCAUGUUCAAGGAAUCAGCAAAACGACCACUAAGGAUUGUUUGUCCUUUUAUUUGGAAAAGUUUGCGGAUGUUGAUGUUGAAGAAGUCUAUCUUGGUGUUAAGGAUAAUGCCCUAGCAGUUUUUGAAAGUGAACCGGGUAAUUUUAAGACUAAAAGAAAUCAAUUUAUGAUUCUUAGAAUAGAUAACAAUUUCAUGGCUAUCUUGUUUUUUAAUUCGAUUCAAAUGCAAAAAGAAGUAUUUUAGUACUAUGAGCGUAAAAGAAAAAAAAAAAAAAAGUAAUGAGAAUGAUCAAUCAGUUGCGUCUCAAAAAUUUAGAGUGCAGUGAUGGCUUUAGAGUGUUUUUAUGGCUUAGUCAAUCAUUCGUAAAAAUUUUUCCUUAAUCUUUGUUGUACCUUAAACAACAUCUACCUAGGACAACACAUUUAUUCAGUCCUUGUUCUGGUUGAUAUAUCUUUGAUAGAAGUUACAAGUUACAGUAGAAAACACCGAUCUUCAUGGUUUGUGUAUUACUUGAAAAAUCGGUGAGCGUUUUAUGUCAAAACUGGCCAAAAUCUUUACACUGUUAAUUACGCGCGUGGUAAUGUCACUCUUCUCCACAUAUUAUCUAUUGCAGACUUUGAAUCACUCUUGCAUAAAGUUAACAAUGAUAAAAAAGGCUUAGAGGGAAAGAAACCUCGCCUGGAAAGAGUACCAGUCUGUUCAUGUAUUCUGGUCACGGGAUUGAAGAGAGAAUCAACCGAUCACACCAUUGAUCUUUAUUUUGACAAUGAGAAGCGAAGUGGCGGGAAGGAUGUCAGCAGAGUGGAAAGGAUUAGAAAAGACCAGGCUUUAGUCCACUUCGAGGAUCAUACAAGUAAGAAAUAUCUAUUGAUGUAUCAAAAAAUUUCUUCCUCUUCUUCUUCUUCUUCUUCUCCUUCUCCUUCUCCUUCUCCUUCUCCUUCUCCUUCUCCUUCUCCUUCUCCUUCUCCUUCUCCUUCUCCUUCUCCUUCUCCUUCUCCUUCUCCUUCUCCUUCUCCUUCUCCUUCUUCUUCUUCUUCUUCUUCUCCUUCUUCUUCUUCUUCUUCUUCUUCUCCUUCUCCUUCUCCUUCUCCUUCUCCUUCUCCUUCUCCUUCUCCUUCUCCUUCUCCUUCUCCUUCUCCUUCUCCUUCUCCUUCUCCUUCUCCUUCUCCUUCUCCUUCUCCUUCUCCUUCUCCUUCUCCUUCUCCUUCUCCUUCUCCUUCUCCUUCUCCUUCUCCUUCUCCUUCUCCUUCUCCUUCUCCUUCUCCUUCUCCUUCUCCUUCUCCUUCUCCUUCUCCUUCUCCUUCUCCUUCUCCUUCUCCUUCUCCUUCUCCUUCUCCUUCUCCUUCUCCUUCUCCUUCUCCUUCUCCUUCUCCUUCUCCUUCUCCUUCUCCUUCUCCUUCUCCUUCUUCUUCUUCUUCUUCUUCUUCUCCUUCUCCUUCUUCUCCUUCUUCUUCUUCUUCUUCUUCUUCUUCUUCUUCUUCUUCUUCUUCUUCUUCUUCUUCUUCUUCUUCUUCUAGGCCGCCGUUGCCAGGAUGACAGAGGAAGAAGAGAGGAGGGGAGCAGGGAUGAAUGGGAUAAAAGAAACCCUCAAUUUUGUAUAGUCCCCACUCUUAACUCUAUCAGCAACGUCUGAAUCCCCCCUUCCUGUUAGUUGCCCUUGAAAAUUAUGUUGUUUCCCCUAAAGACUUCAACCCCCCCUCCACUCCCCUGAUGAUAAAUGAUGAGUGAUCCCUUUGGUUAUCUUUUGUUUCUAGGGAAACGAAGGAUAACCUAAGAACGCCAUCUCCUCGCUCUGUUAUUUAUAAGACAUAAUAGCGAAGCAAAGUGGAAAAUUGGCAUGGGAUUUAGUUUUGUUCAAUUCUUCAGUUACAAACAGUACAGUUGUGCUUGUCAGGUAUCUUGAAGACAUCUGUGAGGCAACAAUCUCAUGAACAUUUAUUUGGAAAGUGUUUCGCUUUUUUAGUAACGAGCUAACUAGUGAGGUUUAAAAGCAAGUAAAAGUGUUUUGAGUAGAAGUCUCAAAAAGAAUUCAUAGUUAGUAUAUUGAAUUGGAUGCUGUAUAAUAUGGGCUUUAAGUGUUUACUUGACUGUUACGUAGCUGUAUGUGUGUUGUUUAUUAACGAUACCGAAGGAAUACUGAAGGGUUUCUUUCAUUCAGGUGUUCAAGAUGUCAUUGCAAGAGGCCAGAGAGAGGCACACAAAAUUGAUGGAGUCGAGUUAGAAGUGAUGCCCUAUUACCCUUUCCUCGAGAACGCAGCAUCCAAGAGAAUGGAGGUGACGUUUGAUCCAGAUAUUUAUAAAUAUAUUAAGGUUCAUCACAAGAGUGAGCUGCAAACGUUACUCGAGAAGUACAGUGUAGAGGCUGAACUCUCAGAUGGCUCGAUCCUUAUCAUUUCUCCUGCGGAUUCCAAAUGCGACACUACAUGGGAAGAAGGGGCAGAGAGUUUUAAGAGUUUCCUGUUCAAUUUCAAGAAGUCUGAGAUAUCCGUUCCUUCCGAAAUAUUUGAUGAGGUCUCAAAACGCUGGCAGCUUCAAUGUUCCUCGCAGGGAACAGCCAAUUUUCUGCUCUCAUUUGAUAACCAUAGAAGACUAGCCGUAACUCUAGGCAAGAAGACUGUCGUGGAGCAGGAAGAGGAAAAACUGAAGGAAUUGAUGACAGAAGUAAAGCAAGAUUCAGAGCUGAUGAAAUCUGUGGUUGAGGUCGUGGAAACUAAUUAUUCUAGGUCCAGACUUACUUUACUCGAGAUGUCAGGCCUGUGUAACAAGCUUGCCGAUGAAUACCGACACUUAAGUAUUAAUGUUGACAGUGUUGGAGAAAAGCUGUGUUUCAAGGGUCCAAGAAAAAACAUUCAAGAAGUCAAACUUGAAGUGGUCACAUUUAUCUCAAAAGUAAUUGAACGAACGACUGAACAACCAACCGGCAUCAUAGAUGUUUUGAGGCAACAACACGUUUCAACAUUCUUACAAGAACUGUUUGAAAAGAAAUCUAUUCAGGCUGUGAUACUUCUUGACCAAGGGAGAAAUUCAAACGAAGUCCAAGUGGUCGGCGUUGAUGCAAAGAACGCGAAAGAAGCAGAAGCUAUUUUACAAGAUUCCCUCAAAGAAAAGAGUAUCCAUCUAGAACCUGAAAAUACCCAAGUCAUCAAUAGUCAUGAAUGGAAAGACUUCCAGUUGUCGAUGACAUCGAAUUUUAAAGUUGGAAUAGCAGUUGACGCCUCUGUAAGCAAUGUGUGGAUCAGUGGUAUCACAGACGAUGUUGACAACUGUUCAGAUCAAGUACAGAAGUUUCUGGAAAAGAACACCAUAUUACACAACGUUGUCCAAGUUGAAGAGGGAACAGCAAGAUUUAUAGCAACGUUGUGGGAAAAGAAGCUUGAAGCCAUCAAAGGAGAACUUUCUAACUGCUACGUUGACAUGAGAGUGACAUCUGACUACACAGGGAUAGAGGUUUCCGGCACCGCCGAAGGAAUAGCAAAGUGUGUUCCUCAAAUUCAUAAUCUCGUCGACACUGUUCAGAAAGAGUGCAUUGCAAUUGACAAACCGGGAAUGAAGAAAUUUUUUGAAGAUGGCAAAGGACAAGCCAUCCUAAAAUCUGUUGGGGAUUUCAACAAAUGUGUUAUUUUGACUACUGAAAACAACGAAGUCGAAAGCGUGCCUGAUUUCUCAAGAGAAGAUGAACACUUUCAGUCAGCUGCAGAAUUUGUUUGCGGCUGUUCAACAAAACAUGGAAAGAAAAUUUCGAUAAUGAAAGGUGAUAUUACAAAGGAUCGUGUGGACGCCAUAGUGAAUGCAGCUAACGACAGAUUACAUCACAUAGGGGGUGUCGCUGGAGCAAUCGUGACAGAAGGCGGCAGAGAUAUUCAAGAAGAAUGUGACACUUUCGUUAGACGGAAUGGUCCUCUGCUUGAGGGCCAUGUAUUUGUUUCUGGUGCCGGAAAAUUGCCCUGUAGUCAAGUUAUCCAUGCUGUCGGGCCUAAGUGGAGUCCUGAGGCAGACAAGAAGAGACAGAGGGAAGAAGUAACGCAAGAGGAGCGGUAUCUCAAACAAGCUAUUAUGAAUGUUCUUGCAAAAGCAAAACAUCUUACGUCACUGGCCAUUCCAGGUGUUAGUUGUGGUAUUUACAACUUCCCUCGCGAUCUCUGUGCUAAGAUUAUAUUAGACACUAUACUCGAGUUCUGUGAAAGAAAUUCAAACUGCCAUCUGUCAGAAAUUCAUCUCAUCGACAAAGAUGACAAGACUGUUCAGGCUUUCGAGGGAGAAUUUAAGGAAAGAUUUGCUGACGAACAGACGUUUCGCGCCCGUAAAGUUGGAAAGUCUGUCUUUAGCUCUGCACCUAAUUACUCUGAUUAUGGUCGUGCUGCUCAAAUGAAGAAGGCGCGUGCUCCACGAUCAUUUGUGACCCAAGGAAUUCGCGUAACAGUAGAGAGCGGCGAUCUUGCUGACCAACGGGUAAGCAGUUGCAGAAUAAUAAAUCAUUUAAAUCUGUUAAGGUCUUUCUUAUGUCAUAAAACAAUAUUGUGCCAACCAAUUACAGCAUACUCGCCUCAUCUGUCUAAAGAGAGGGUAAUCCAGCAUUACAUCAAAGGAAGUAUUUUAUCCCUGGCUAUACUUCCUCGACAAAGGCACACGUCUGUAAUGACGAUUGUAAAAAUUGAUGGCUAAGGUACUUUUCCUUUGAUUGUUUAGGCCGAUAUUUUAGUUGGAACAGCGGCAUCAAAUCUCAAUUUGUCACAGAAUCCUUGUGCCAGGGCACUCAGUCAAAGAGCGGGACCAGCAUUGCAAAAACAAUGUAACAAAGUAGGGCAGGUCGCUGUUGGUGAUAUUGCCGUUGUCGAUCAACCAGGAAACCUCAAAUGCCAAGCAGUUGUCUUUGCUGUAUGCUCCGAUUGGCAAGAUGGAAAAGGAAAAAAGGUAUUUGAAUUUUAUUUCUGCUACCGUUAAUUAAUGAGAAAAACUUUACUAAUGGAUGAAAAGAAGGAUCGGAGCGGCUAAAUAAUUGUUAACUGACUGACUGAUCGACUUACUAACCGAUGGGCUCUAAAAGAAAGCGAGCUUUUGGUCAUGACUGACAGAGUACCUCCACGAGAAAUCAAAAUAAUAGCCUUCUGCAUCUAAUGCAUUUCGUUCAAUAACAUUACGGUAUCUGAGCCAUUUUCUCACAAGAAAUCUCUUUUAGUGAAAUACAACGCGAGCUGCAUAAAUAGCAUUCGUCUGUUUGAAUCAUGACAUUAAAAUAUCUUGCGAGAUUUCCGAGACUUAACUCGGUAUUAUUGCGCUAACUGCUCUCAGUUAUAACAUGAAGUCAUCGUGAUCACUGAUGUAUGAGUAACUAAUACCUGGCAACCUCUGCAUUUUCAGGUUCUGAAGAGGUUAAUCAGGAAAUGCCUUGAAGAGGCGACAGGAGCUGGAGUGGCAUCCAUUGCAUUUCCUGCCAUCGGAACAGGAAUACUUGCAUUUCCCCGCGCUGAGGUCGCAGAAAUCUACUUUGAUGAGGUAACAUCUCACAGUAAAAAAAACCCGUCAACUACACUUAAAGAAGUCAGGUUUGUUCUCUAUGACAAAGACUACCCAACUAUCCAAGCCUUCGAAGAGGAGAUAAAAAGAAGAGAUAUGGAAAACACUCCUAUUCCGGUCAGGAGAGCCGCGCACCCAAUUAAAAUUCAAUCCACGAAUAACCCCUCUUCGGCUGUUUAUGCAUCUUCUUCUCCCAACGUGACAUUUUCGCCAGUACGAGAACGAAAGCCAGAUCACUUGGAAAGUAAUGUUGGAGCACUGUGCUUCCUUGCCCAACCAGGUGACAUUACUAACGAGAGUACGGAUGCCAUCGCCAUCAUAUCUAACCCGGAGCUGGAUGUGAAGAGGGGAGGUGGAGCAGGGGCAGCAAUUCUUAAGAAAGGAGGUCACUCCAUUCAAAGAGAGUGUCAGUCAUUUGGUCCACAAUCACCAGGAGCAGUUGUAGUUACAAAAGCGGGUAACUUAAAUGCAAGGUUUGUCUUCCACAUAGUCCUUCCACAACCUCUAAACAACAAAAGCAUCAAAGUAUCAGUAAUGAAGUGUCUUCAAGAGGUUGAGAAAAGGGGUCUUUCAUCGAUCUCAUUCCCUGUCAUAGGAACAGGCAAUCUUGGUUUUACAGCAAAGUCCUGCGCGGAGACAAUGUUAUCAGCAGUUUGCGACUUUAACAAUCAUCAGCCUGCUUCUUUAAAGCUCGUCAAGAUGAUCAUUUUCCAAAAAGAAAUGAUUAAAGACGUCCGCCAGGCAAUGGAAGAAGCAUCCGGACAAGCACCAGCCAACAAACCUGGAAUUUUUCAACGAGUUGUCUCCAGAUUCAGUGAUUUAUUUGGCUUCGGGGAAAAGGACAUUGAGCUUCCAAAGAGCCAAGAUUCCAACAAAAUUCUCCACCUUGCAGUUUUUGCUGGUUGUAAAGAGGACAUUCAAGGAGCAACUCGCCGCAUAAACGAAAUUAUGAAAGAGAACUCAACGACGCAAAUUAUUAAGCAAGAAGCCGUCACUAUAUUCUCUAGAGAUAAUCUCCGCAAGAUUCACACCCUUGAGCAAAUACAUGAUGUUUCAGUGUCAGUCGAGAAACUUGCAGGGCGCAUCGUAAUUCGUGGGCAGACUUCAGACAUCCUCAACGUUUCAGGUGAGAUCCAUACGAUUUUGCACAAAUUGAAAGAGGAAGAACACGAACGCAAGCGAGCUGAAGAGUUGUCAAAGGAUAUCAGAUGGAAGUACCAUGAUGGCAAUAACUUUGUGGAAUAUGGAAGCCUCGUAAAUGCAAAGAUCGAAGCUGCUCAUAAUCAGAGGAAAACUGGAGUGACCAUAACCUCUGAGGAGGAAGACGAUUUCCGAGUUGAUUUCAGCUCAAUGACGAUGACCGAUCCGCGUGGCGUUGCCACUCCAGUCGAGAGAAUUGAUCUGCGAAAAGGUAGGACUAAUAAAGUUUGGUUCUAAAUUGGACGAGUUAGGGAGCGUCCGUACAUCAAAGCUCAUCCAUGAACCCGAUUCUAACUCAAGAAUGCUUCAUUCGAUAUAAUCUACUCUCGUGUUAUACUGGUAUUGAUUUGUAUUUACAUUGUACGAGAAAGUCGUCAUUCACUUUCACAUCAAUGAUACAGAUUAACAAUAUGGGACAUGAUCGAUGGCAUGACUAUGUCAUUGGUAGACUUUCUUGCCAGUUUGAAUUCAGACCUGCGGUUGUUUUAUAGAGUUUGUAAUUCACCUUGCAACUCUAUCUAAUAACAUGUAAAACAAUAUUUAGUAAUUGUUCAAGUAAUUUUCUGCUUAAAUUGAGAAAGCCAUAAAAAGUCAACUCCCUACAAAGGAGAGAAACACAAAUUGGAACUCCGAGAAAAGGGCUAACCCGAAUUAGGCAUUUCUUCCCUUCCUCUCUGAAGAUAACGCUAGUACCGAAUUUGUAUUAAACUCUGCCAGUAGCAUUUGAGUUAACCUAACUCUUAACAUAACCAUUUUCCUUCCACAAGGGGUCCUGCAACUUCCUACUUACUGGAUUCCACAACCAAAGGACUCACAGGGCUUAGAAAUGACUGUACAUCUUGUUGAGCUGGAUCCUGUGAAAGACUCACAGCAGUACGCUCAUGUUCAGAACCAAUUCCAGCAAACCUGUUCCAACCAAAUUUUAAAGAUAGAACGAGUACAAAAUCCACAUCUCUUUGGCUCGUACAUGAUCCGAAAACAGAAGAUGGACGAGACGAAGGGAAGCAACGAGCGGUGGUUAUUUCACGGAACUCCGGGUGAUAACUGCAAAUUAAUAAAUCACAAAGGUUUCAACAGAAGCUUUCAUGGUAAAAAUGGUGAGUAAGCUAUCUUCGAUUUUAAAGACAUUAAGGAAAGUAAGAGUUUGAACAAAAAGCACAAGUAUCAGCCCUAAAUCGCAAAAUAGAACUCGAUCUCGCAAAUGUCUUUAUGCUACAUGGUAAUGUGCAACAAUGUGUCACUAUAUCAUUAUGCUCUUAUCAAAAAACCUCGUUUUUACAAUCUCGCUUUAUUCACUAUAGUUCCCAUGCGCACAGUUAAACAUCAAAACUUAUUCAAUUACUUAUUUUGUUUUGUUUGUUUGUUUGUUUUUUUUCAUAUUUGAUUUACUUAUUCUCAGAAUUUAUCAAAAGACUUCUCGACCUUAAUUGGCCACUGUUACCAUUUAGCUCCAGCAGCACGAGAGCUCGAUAACUCGGUGGUCAAUUAGGCUUACACGUACUGAACCAAAACUGCUGGGUUACGAAACCCUGUAGCAAGCGAAUUUAAAACUCUCCUUGACCUUUCAGCAACCGUCUACGGAAAUGGCGUGUAUUUUGCUGAGGACGCCUCAUACUCAGCUCGGUCAACCUACUCACCAGCCGACAUGAGUGGUCAGCGGUACAUGUAUUAUAGUAGAGUCCUGGUUGGUGAGUAUGCACAAGGAAAACAAGGUCUCCUCACGCCUCCAGCAAAGAAUCCAAAUGAUCCAACCGACACUUAUGACAGCGUGGUGGAUCAAAUCCCCAACCCGAAAAUCUUUGUUGUGUUCUAUGACUCGCAAUGCUAUCCAGAGUAUUUGAUUACCUUUUGCUGACUCGCACACGGUUUUCGGCGCUGUUUAGUGUAACACAACUUGUGCUUCUUUGUUUAACUGGGAAAAAGACGUUUCGGUGGAUAGAUGUCGUUAGUUUCUCCGUUUUAUAGUUUGUUUUGUUUUAUUUGUGUCUGUUUCUCCCUUUUUUUAUUUGUUGUUGUUGUUGUUUUUGAUAUAUUAUUACUGAUUUUCGUUGUAAUAGUGAGCCGACUCAAUGAAGAAUCUUUUUGUGUAUCAGCAAAUUACGAUAUCAUAAAUCGCGCAUGGAUAACAAAAUUAUUUGUGUCUGUUUUUUCUAUGUUUUUUUCGUUCUGUUUUUUUUAUUUGUUUGUUUGUUUGUUUUCUUGUUAUCAGUUGUUAUAGUGAGCUGCCUCAAUUUAGAUUUGAAUUUUUGUGCAUCAUAGAUCGCGCACGGAUAAAGAAAUCGUGCAGCGACACUUAUUUAGCUCUCUGUAGUAGGACUAUUAAUGCGAAACAGCUAUAUUUGUUUCGCACUUUCCUCAACACCCGGCAAAAUUAUUUAGAUGCAUGGUAAAUCACGGAGGAAUGAUCAUCUUGUGAAUCAUGGCUACUACCAAACAUAAGCUAACUGAAUUAAGCUUGAACAUCCUGUCAAUAUGAGUUUGUAGGGCUCCAUGUGGAAACAUCUAAAUCGUUCCUCCUGAGGUAGCUCUAUUCACUGCAGGUGUCGUUCGGCAACGUUAUAAUUAAGGAGGGGAGAAUGGGGUGAGGGAGGGCUUUUGUUAAUCUAGGCCAAGCUCGCAGUCGAAAAAGAUUAUUUAAAAAAGAAUGAGCAAAAAACCGCCAGGUAUUUGGCAAUGAAAAAAAAAAGAGUUGCGAAAGACUGUGAGAAUUGCGUUUUUAACACCUCAUUUGCCCUCUUCGCUUCUUUUUGCGAAGUUUGAUUUCAUUUUCAAAUUGGUAACUAAGCAGAACAUUUUCGCCGAGGUAUAACAUGGCAGUAUAUUUUAGCAUAGUUUAGCAAUAUUCGCCGCGUUUGCCCUAUUUUCCGGUUAACUCCAUUCUUUGAAGGAAACAAGGAAAAAAAAAAGAAAAAGAAAGCGAGUUAACAAAUAUAGAAAAAAAAGUGUGGAGUAAAAUAUGCAUUUUUCUAUUUUUUACCGUCUUAUUGUGGUGGAAUUCUUAAUUGCUUUCGAUUUUAGCCAUAUCAGCUCAUCAAGAGAAUAUAAUCUCAUGUAACCUGCGAUUAGGGCCUUUUUUCCUGCUGUUUUUUAUGUUAGUAGGUUUGCUAGCUUGUUUGGUUAUUCGUUCGCUUGAUUUUGUUCUUUUUUUCCCAUGCGGAAAGCAUCAGCGAGGUUUAAGAAAUGGGAACAGUGGGUGGGUUCGAUACAGAUGACAUCUUGAAUCGCUUUUUAUAAUGUUCAUGUACACAUUACUGCAACAACUGAAAUAAUGUCACUAAUAAGUGAAUGAGUUUGAAAACAAGAAGAUGCGGUCCCAAGGCACACAUUCACGAAGAAAAUGUGAUGGCACCCAGCUGUUUCAUUCUCUAAGGGUUGAAUUAUACGAAAUCCCUUGAAUAUACACUUUUAAGCUUCCAAGUGAGGCCUUAACGAUUGUAUUUGGUUGAUUCUUGGAAUAAGGUUUCGCUGAUCCACGUCUUGCAACGUUCUAAAUCAGCUUUAAAAAUGCUUUAAAAUGCAUCAUUAAUUCCCCAUUGAAUCUUGUCGUUUGCUAUUAACGUUCUUGUAGUAAGGUGUACAUGAACACCCAAACAUUUAGUUUAAAUAUAAUGACGGGAAGGAAUACGACUGUACAGCUGAAGAUAAUGUACCAUGGCUACAUGUGUAACGAAUUGGUUUAACAUGUAACCUUAUGAAGCUGUCUCUUGGAUAAGCUGCACAGCUUGUCCAUUGUUACACUCCAGUCUCUCGUCAAAUAAUAAAAUUAUCACUUGGAAUGAAGGAACUUAUCGUUGUUUUUCAGUCUCUCGUCGGCAGUGACGUAAAAUCCCAUGUUUUUUGUUUUAUUUUAAACCGUGGUAAGCGCAGGUCAAACAAUUCACACGCCAGGAAAACUAAUCUUCUUCAGUAGUGAAAAUAACCAACUAGGACAUAAAUAUCAAAAAAACUUGAUGAACGAAAAAUAUAUUCUAACAAUAUGAAAUUAACGCAAACUUCGUAUCUAUCGUCAAACAAUUGUCGUCGAAAAAACUAUAUUUGCACUCUUCAAAUGUAACAUUACUUUCAAAGAAUUGCAAUAACAACAAUCCCUAAGGGGACCAGUCAUUUUUUAUUGCGGGGGAAGGGGGAUUGGAGCAUUUUGGUUGUGUCACCAUAAAAUUUACUUGAUCUCCCCCAUGAGGCUCUUUGACAUUCUUUUAACCCCCCCCCCUCCCCCUCAAUAGCAUUUAAUUAGCAGCCUCCUUUCUCAAGUCAACCUUUUAUACUCUGUCGGCCACGAUUGAUCCCCCACUGCUCUCCCUGAGAACCAUAUGACUCCCC